GGGCCGCGCUCGCCGGUGUUCUUUCCGCCGCCGAGCAUGGAUGGUAAAUAGAGCUCCCCUCCACUGCCGGUGCCGGACGAAUCCACCGCUGCCUCCCUCCCGCGCCGCCGCCGUCCACCAUGUCAGCUACCCGGCGGCUGGUUGUGCCGGCCUUCAACAAGACCCGAUCCCUUCGCUGCCUCUCCUCGUCCUCCUCCUCAUCCCCGUUGGACCCUUCCGCGCCGAGCGCUGUCGCCCUCCUCUCCAACCUACUCCUCCGCGAGCGUACCCCCUCCUCCGACACGCUCUCCCUCCUACGCGCGGAGCCCGGCCUUGCCGACGAUCUGUACGCCCUCAUCGCCGUGUCCGGGGAGUCCCGCGCCCCCCUCACCCCCGGCUCCCUCGCUAUCCUCCACUCCCUCGCGGCCUGCCACCGUAUCCCUCCUUCCUCCGCGUCACUCCUCUCCCAGCUCCUCGCGCGCUUCUCCUCCCCAGCCGACGCAGCGAGCUUCCUCCGCGACUCCCUCGCCGCGGGCGCGCCGGCGCCGGAUGUCACCGCCUUCAAUACACUCCUCGCCGCGCUUGGCCGCGCCGGCAACCUGCGCGGCAUGACCGAGCUGUUCAUCUCCAUGCGGGGCGCAUCCGUCCAGCCCAACGUCGUCACUUACGGGAUACUUCUCAACGGUCUCUGCAAGGCAGGCCGCGUCGGGGAGGCGCUGAAGGUGCUCGACGGAAUGUCCAGGCCAGGCUCGGACGUCCGCCCGGAUAUUGUCAUUUUGAACACUGUAGUGGAUGGGCUGUGCAAGACCGGGAGGCUUCAGGAGGCAAUUAUGUUCGUGGAUGAGCGGAUGAGGCGCGUGCAUGAGUGUGCACCCAACACAGUUACAUAUAACUGCUUGGCUGAUGCGUUUUGCCGGGUGGGGGAUGUUGGCAUGGCUUGCGAAGUGGUGGGGAGGAUGGAGAAAGAGGGUGUGGCACCGAACGUUAUCACAGUGAACACGAUUGUUGGUGGUUUGUGCCGAGUUGGGAGGGUUGGAGCUGCUCUGGACUUCUUCCGCGAGAAGAGGGCAGCCUGGCCGGAGACCAGGGGCAAUGCUGUGACCUAUAGCACUUUGGUUAGUGCUUUCCUCCAUUGCAACAAUGUGGGCAUGGCCAUGGAGUUAUUCCAUGAGAUGGCAGACCAAGGGCAUCCACCAGAUGCAAUCAUGUAUUUCACCAUGAUAUCUGGAUUGACACAAGCAGGACGGUUGGAGGAUGCUUGCACCAUGAUGGCAUCGAUGAAGAAGGCAGGCUUUAAGUUGGACGCAAAGGCAUAUAACAUCUUGAUUGGUGGAUUUUGCCGGAGGAAAAGGUUGCAUGAAGCCUAUGAGUUGCUUGGGGAGAUGAAAGGAGCUGGUCUUCAGCCAGACGUGUACACCUACAAUAUCUUGUUGUCUUGCUUGUGCAAAGCAGGAGAUUUCUUGGCUGUGGAUGAAUUAUUGGGGAAGAUGAUUGAUGAUGGUUGUCAGCCUUCUGUGGUCACUUUUGGUACACUUGUACAUGGAUAUUGCAAAGCUGGUAAGACUGAUGAGGCCUUAAGAAUUUUCAGGUCCAUGGAUGAGUCUGGGAUUCAACCCAACACCGUGAUAUACAAUACUGUCAUUGACUUUCUCAGCAAGAGCAGAGAUGUUGAUCGAGCCAUCAAGCUGUUUGAUGAGAUGAGGGAAAACAACGUGCCUGCAAAUGUAACAACGUACAACGCAUUGUUGAAGGGCCUUCAAGAUAAGAACAUGGCAGAAAAGGCUUUUGAACUUAUGGACCAGAUGAGAGAAGAGAGGUGCACUCCUGAUUAUGUGACUGUGGAUGUUCUCAUGGAAUGGCUGCCUGAAAUUGGUGAAACAGAGAGAUUAAAAUGUUUCAUGCAGCAGUGGAAUCAAAAGGAUAACCAUGUGAGAGCAUCGGGACCUUAGCAGGCACCAUGAGAUCCUAUGAAUCACCGAUACUUUGCUGACCCUGCCAUACUGGUAUCCGAUACUUUGAUACUCCGAUACUCUCGCUAUAUCACCACUGUGUUUUCCAAAAUCGCGUAUCGCUGUAUUGCCGUACCAGUAUUGCUGUAUCGGUGAUAUAGAUGAGAUCUGUCUUGUUUGUUGGACCAUGAAUGUUGGCAUGAAUUUUGCAUCAGAUUAAUUAGAGUUGCAAUAUCUGUAUUUAAUUCGUAAUGGGAAGAUCACACCAGACUGUGCUGACACAAGAAUUUGAAAACCAUUUUCUAACUCCUAGCUGGCUUACAAGAUGGAUCUGGACUCCCCUGGUUAAAAUUGGCUGCAACCCUGUACACAUGUUUGCAUUCGAUGUUAGGGUUGUAAGGCAUACUGAAUUCAGAGCAACCUUAUCCAGUUCAGUACAUGAGGCUGUGGCAACAAAUCAGGAUUACACACGUAUUGGUCAAGAUGGAUAUACUAUUUUGAGUACUUCCCAGUUGGAGAAAUGCUGUUCUAUUCACCAUACCUCAGCCUCAUCGUUCUUGCCAAUUUCUGUGGUUGGCUUGAGCAUCAAACUUCAGUGUCCAUAUUGGAGAGAAGGGCUCCACGAUUACUUGAUUACAGUCCUAGAGAUGUGCUGCAUCCAUGCUCCAUCACAGAAAGGUAAAUAAGGAGUUGGGCAGCUGGCAAAUUGACAAUCAAGGCACCCUUCCUACAGUCCGUCCACCCGGUGCUGAAGCCUGAAUUUCUCUGAUAUCUACAGUCCACCGGGGCAAGCAUUUUCUCGGAACCUUGUGCUUCCGCUUGGGACGAGGGUGUUAUAAUGUUGACCCUGACGACGGGAAUCGCCGUGCAGCGCUCGCAACACGGGCUCUCGGAGGCAGGAGCAGGACAGAGAGAGCCGUACAAGUCACAGCCUUGCAUGCGUCUCUUUUUUGAAGUGGUCGUAGGUUGUGUUGCCUAACAUGCAUGCUGUUGCUGGCUGCCGGUACCUGGUCAAAUCUCGGGCACCGGCAUAGGGCAAAUCUUCAAGUUGCAGGGAGGUCAGCUGGAACAGUGACGGACGAGCCGCCUCACCCUGGACUGCUACAGUUUACUCGAUCGGGUGAUUUCUCCGAAGUCGGAACGGAAUGCUUCAUCAUAUCUGGACGACGGGGCAGGGCGGCGGCCAGGGAAGGGAGCAGCCCAUGAUGCCUGCGUGCCUGCCUACAACCAACGACAGCUCCACGUCUCCGUCGCCAGGCCAAGCCGUGCAGCACGCGCGACGACGACGAGACGAAACUCGCGGCACAUGACGUAGGUAGGUGGUAGAAGCGGUCGUAGCGCUUGACCCAGCGGGAUGAUCAAAUCUCGUGCACCGGCACGAGGAAAACGCCACAUGAUCUGACAGACGCCAAUGUAGCUAGUGGUUGAAGAAUAUAAUUGUUGUUUGCGUCUU
This is a messenger RNA of Setaria italica (foxtail millet), 3381 nucleotides long. Its product is annotated as pentatricopeptide repeat-containing protein At3g61520, mitochondrial. Gene Ontology annotation, molecular function: protein binding. Lineage: Eukaryota; Viridiplantae; Streptophyta; Magnoliopsida; Poales; Poaceae. The record is from RefSeq and is a predicted model, not a curated record. The coding region runs from base 120 to 1928 and encodes 602 amino acids. The transcript is spliced from 4 exons.